Triticum turgidum subsp. durum (durum wheat) is the source of this 336-nucleotide messenger RNA. The record is from the annotation of a GenBank genome assembly. Lineage: Eukaryota; Viridiplantae; Streptophyta; Magnoliopsida; Poales; Poaceae.
AUGGGGAUGCUGUUCGUGGAGUACCUCCCGGGGCCCAAGGUGUUCAAGUGCAAGUUCUGCAGGGUUGACUCGGCGUCGCCGGACGACAUCGUGUCCAAGGAGUUCCGUGGCCGCCACGGCCGCGCCUACCUCUUCGAUAGCGUGGUGAAUGUGAGCCUUGGUCCCAAUGAGGAUCGCCAUCUUUUGACUGGAUUGCAUACAGUGAACGAUAUCUACUGUAGCUGCUGCCAACGACUCCUUGGCUGGAAAUAUGCGAAAGCCUACAACGAAGACCAGAAGUACAAAGAAGGAAAGUUCAUACUAGAGAAGAACAUGAUGCUGAAAGAAGGACGUUAG